This is a messenger RNA of Drosophila innubila, 959 nucleotides long. RefSeq names its product calcyphosin-like protein. The transcript has 6 exons. The coding region runs from base 145 to 795 and encodes 216 amino acids. The record is from RefSeq and is a predicted model, not a curated record. Lineage: Eukaryota; Metazoa; Arthropoda; Insecta; Diptera; Drosophilidae. Gene Ontology annotation, molecular function: calcium ion binding.
UGCAUUUCAAAGCCGCUAAAGUAACAAGUAUCUUGGAGCUAUCUAUUCGGUUGAACGAAGAAAAACUCGCAGCAAAAACCAAAUUUUGUACACUCAUAGAUAAAGUGAAAAGAGCUACAGGAAAACACAUCGCAUCUUGUUGCAAUGGACCAGCCCUCUAAUGGAGACCUGUACACACUGGAAGCCAAUUUGGUGACCAAGUCACUUAGAGAACUCACAGAUGGCGCUGACAAGGAUCCCAUUACCAAGUUGCGUUUAAUCUGCUUCAGCCGCGGUGCAACAGGCAUUUUGGGCCUUGGCAGAGCUUUUCGCGCCAUGGACGAUGAUGGCAGCAAGGCGCUCAAUGAGGAGGAGUUUAUCUCGGGCAUUCGGGACAUUGGUCUGGAUGUGACUGAAGAGGAAAUUAAGCAAAUGUUCAACACCUUCGAUGAGGAUGGCAGUGGAUCUAUAAACAUGACUGAGUUCCUGCUCAAACUGCGCCCUCCCAUGCCCCAAUGUCGUCUGACAAUCAUCGAUCAGGCCUUUGAUAAAAUGGACAAGGAUGACGAUGGUGUCAUUACAAUUGCCGAUCUAAAGAACGUUUACUCGGUGAAGGAGCAUCCCAAGUACCAGAGCGGCGAGAAGACAGAGGAUGAGAUUCUAACAGAUUUCUUGCACAAUUUUGAAGGCGGUCGUGGUAAUCUCGAUGGCAAGAUAACUCGAGAGGAGUUUGUCAAUUAUUAUGCCUCAAUCAGCGCCUCAAUUGACAAUGAUAUGUACUUUGAUCUAAUGAUGCGACGUGCCUAUGCCAUGUAAGGAAUUGGAUUGCCCAUAAUGGUUGAAGCUUUAUCUGAUUCUGAUUCUGAUUCUCAAGUGUCUAACUAUCAACUUUAACUACUAUUAAGUCGUGCUCAUGCUUUAUUUAAAACCAACGCAUGUUUCAUUCUAUAAAAGAAAUUUUCUAUUUCCUGCACCAGCAA